CAAGAAACUACAACUUCCAGAGGCAACGGGCUUCCUGAAACGCGAAGCCUGAUGGGACAGGUAGUUUUGCGCACGGCCCUACCUAGCUGCCUGGGACUCAAGUUCUGAGGUUUGGGGCGUCCAGAGCAGGAGAGAUGGAACUGGAGCAGAGAGAAGGGACCAUGGCAGCUGUGGGCUUUGAGGAGUUCUCAGCGCCACCAGGCUCAGAGUUGGCGCUGCCUCCCCUGUUUGGUGGUCACAUCUUGGAGAGCGAACUAGAGACAGAAGUGGAGUUUGUGUCUGGUGGUCUGGGCGGCUCAGGACUGCGGGAACGGGAUGAAGAGGAAGAGGCAGCCCGGGGCCGGCGGCGUCGCCAGCGGGAACUCAAUCGAAGGAAGUACCAGGCACUGGGUCGGCGCUGCCGGGAGAUCGAGCAGGUGAACGAGCGGGUCUUGAACAGGCUCCAUCAGGUACAAAGGAUAACUCGGAGACUCCAGCAGGAACGCAGGUUCCUCAUGAGGGUGCUGGACUCCUAUGGGGAUGACUACCGGGCCAGCCAGUUCACCAUUGUGUUGGAGGUGAGUGCUGGUCUCUGGGUCGGUUGGGAGAACCAAGAGCCCAGGACACAGCCUUCAGAUACCUUCCCCCACCAGGAUGAGGGCAGCCAGGGCACAGAUGCCCCCACCCCAGGCAAUGCCGAGAAUGAGCCUCCAGACAAGGAGGGGCUGUCCCCUCCCAGAAGGACUCCUGCACCCCCAGAACCCAGCAGCCCAGCCCCUGGUGAGGGGCCCAGUGGGCGGAAGAGGCGGCGAGCACCACGGGACGGGUGCCGGUCAGGAGCAGCACUGACACCAGAACUGGCCCCAAUGCAGAUUAAGGUUGAGGAAGACUUUGGCUUUGAAGCAGAUGAGGCCCUGGAUUCAAGUUGGGUUUCUCGAGGGCCCGACAAACUGUUGCCCUACCCCACCCUUGCCAGCCCACCCUUUGACUGACCCCACUCCAAUAAACUGACC
This is a messenger RNA of Castor canadensis (American beaver), 992 nucleotides long. NCBI's taxonomy places the organism in Eukaryota, Metazoa, Chordata, Mammalia, Rodentia, Castoridae. The record is from RefSeq and is a predicted model, not a curated record.